AAAAUAUUCAUCUUCCAACUAAAUCUAUCUCUAUCUUCCUUUCUUUCAAAUUAAUUUGCUUCUGUCACUGCUUUGAGGAUCUAAAGGGCUAAGGCAAUGAGGAAUGGGGAUUAUAAAUUUAUAAUUUUCUACUCAUUCUGAGGAAAAAAAAGAAAAUAUUAGCUAGAGCUUCCUCUCGUCAGUUUGUCACACAAAAAAGCAAGCUUUUCUUAUGGCCGUUUUUGCAUGGGUUACCUCUCUUGUCUCUUCCUGAUUGGUUUUUUUUUCUUCCUUCAGUCAAAUUCACAAAUUACAACCCUCCCUCAUUCAAUUCCCAUUUCUUCCUCCUUUACAACUUCACAACUUUUUGCUCAAUAGCACUUCUCUCUCCAUAUUUCUUUCUUUCUUAUAUAGUCUUUCUUUAUAGAUAACCAGCUGUGCUUUGCCAUAAAUACUUGACAUCCAUUUAGAGCUUUCUAUAUUGUGUUGUAAAAACCUUUCUGGCGGGCAACUUUUGGUUUUGAAGAGAUAUAUAUAUACACAACUGAUCGAGUGAUAUAGAGAGAAGAUGAGCAACUAUGGAGCAAAUUAUGAGAUGAGGGAGAUAGAGGCAAACAAACCAUCAGUGAAUAAUGGGAUGGUAGCAGGGUUAAGCCCUCUGAGUGAGACUCUUUGGAGGGACAAAGCUAACACAGAGUUUGUAGGAGACGUGUCAGCGAGGCUCACUUGGAAGGAUCUGACUGUGAUGGUCAGUCUCAGUAAUGGAGACACUCAAAAGGUUUUGGAAGGACUCACUGGUUAUGCUGAACCUGGAACCCUCACUGCCCUCAUGGGUCCUUCUGGUUCUGGCAAAUCUACGUUGCUUGAUGCUCUUUCUAGUCGUCUUGCUGCCAACGCCUUCCUUUCUGGUACCAUACUCCUCAAUGGUCGCAAAACAAAGCUCUCUUUCGGGACUGCAGCCUAUGUGACUCAAGAUGACAACUUGAUUGGCACUCUAACAGUACGGGAGACGAUUUCAUAUUCAGCUCGCCUGCGUCUCCCUGAUAAGAUGCCUUGGUCAGAGAAGCGUGCACUGGUUGAGAGUACCAUCAUAGAGAUGGGUCUCCAAGAUUGUGCUGACACAGUUGUAGGAAACUGGCAUUUGCGUGGAAUCAGUGGAGGAGAGAAACGAAGAGUCAGUAUUGCUCUUGAGAUCCUGAUGAGACCCAGAUUGCUCUUCCUGGACGAGCCAACUAGUGGACUUGAUAGUGCUUCAGCUUUUUUUGUUACACAAACAUUACGUAGUCUGUCAAGAGAUGGGAGAACCGUCAUAGCCUCAAUUCACCAGCCAAGCAGUGAAGUCUUUGAACUAUUUGAUCAAUUGUACUUGCUUUCUGGGGGCAAAACUGUUUAUUUUGGCCAGGCUUCAGAAGCAUACGAGUUCUUUGCACAAGCUGGGUUCCCCUGCCCCACUUUGAGGAACCCAUCUGAUCACUUCCUUAGAUGCAUCAAUUCUGACUUUGAUAAAGUUAAGGCCACUCUGAAAGGAUCCAUGAAACUGCGGUUUGAGGCAACUGAUGAUCCUCUAGAGAAGAUUACCACAGCUGAAGCUAUCCGAACACUUAUUGAAUAUUACCAUACCUCUCAGUACUACUAUGCAGUGAGAGAAAAAGUUCAGGAGAUAUCCAAAGUUAGAGGAACUGUUCUGGAUUCAGGAGGUAGUCAGGCAAGUUUCUUGAUGCAAGCCUUUACCUUAACCAAGCGUUCAUUUGUCAACAUGUCAAGGGACUUUGGAUAUUACUGGCUUAGGCUUGCAAUUUACAUUGUAGUCACUAUCUGCAUCGGGACCAUCUAUUUGAAUGUCGGGACAAGCUACACUUCAAUUCUGGCAAGGGGUUCAUGUGCAUCUUUUGUGUUUGGUUUUGUAACAUUCAUGUCGAUUGGGGGCUUUCCUUCAUUUGUAGAAGAUAUGAAGGUUCUCCAAAGAGAGAGGCUGAAUGUGAACAUGGCCACUAAGAAUGUAGUCGCUAAUCUAAGUAAACGAGAGAAACUUGAGGGAACCAACUAUGAUAUGUGGCAUAGAAAAAUUCAAUAUCUGCUUAAUGAUCAAGAGGUCCUUGAAAUCCUAACCAAUGUGAUGAUGUGA
Molecule: messenger RNA, 2104 nt
Organism: Quercus lobata
Lineage: Eukaryota; Viridiplantae; Streptophyta; Magnoliopsida; Fagales; Fagaceae
Product: ABC transporter G family member 11-like
Exons: 9
Coding region: 548-2104 (518 amino acids)
Cellular component (GO): membrane
Molecular function (GO): ATP hydrolysis activity; ATP binding; ABC-type transporter activity
Source: RefSeq, a predicted model, not a curated record